AUGGAUCAUCACCGGUGUAUAAGGUUUGGUACAUUAAGGGUAUUUUAUCCCGAUGAAUUAGAAAAUUCUACAGGAAUCGAUUUUCAUGGUAAUGGGAAAAUUAGAGAUUACUGUCCUAUUGUAGAUUCAGGAAAUAAAGAAUGUAGGACUGAUCUCGAUAAAAUUAAGGCUGGAUUUAUAUGGUUAUUUAAUCAAAUUAUUGUUAAUAAGAUUAACAAUUUAAAUAAAGAUCAGAUCGAAAUAUUUAUUAUACACAUUAUGAUAUGGUUCAGUUAUAUGUUAAACAUAAAGAAUGUUAUGGAGUUUGAGGAUAUAAAUGAAUUUUAUGAUAAAUAUAUAAAAAAUGAUGAUGAGUAUAAUAAGUCUAUAACUAAUGUUAGUGAUUAUAAUAGUUAUAAGGAAAUCAUAGAUAAAAAAAAAGAUUUGUUGAAUAUUAAUUUUGAUGAUAUAUCUAAUUUUUAUGCUGCAUUUAAAUUAUUAUGUAGCAUGCAUACUGAUUUUAGUGCAAACAAUCCAAAUUGCACGGAAUAUAUAGAAAAAUCUAAUGAAUUUGUUUCAAAAUAUACAAGCCUUAAUGAUGAUUCUAAUAAUAUUGAUGGCAGUUCAUAUAGACAAGUAUUGUGUACUUUAUCAAAUGAUUAUGAUAAUUUUAAAAAGAAAUGUAAUGAUGUUAAUUGUAUGGAUAUUCCAUCCCUUCCAACGAUAAAAGCAACGCAAGUUUCUGUAAACAAUCCUGAAGAAACUUCUUUACACAAUUCUGGAGUCACAUCAUCAAGUUCGUCGAUACCAAACACAUUAAUUCUAGUUUUAUCGAUAUUUGGUGUAAUAGCAUUUUUUUUAGGGAUUUCUUAUAAGUAUUCGUUAUUUGGAUUUCGAAAACGAUCUCAAAGACAACAUUUAAGAGCAAAGCUAAAAAAUAAAUAA
Plasmodium yoelii is the source of this 924-nucleotide messenger RNA. RefSeq names its product PIR protein. The record is from RefSeq and is a predicted model, not a curated record. NCBI's taxonomy places the organism in Eukaryota, Apicomplexa, Aconoidasida, Haemosporida, Plasmodiidae. Bases 1 to 924 code for a protein of 307 amino acids. The transcript has 3 exons.